Molecule: messenger RNA, 9449 nt
Organism: Homo sapiens (human)
Lineage: Eukaryota; Metazoa; Chordata; Mammalia; Primates; Hominidae
Gene: RUFY3
Product: RUN and FYVE domain containing 3
Exons: 20
Coding region: 5573-7489 (638 amino acids)
Cellular component (GO): filopodium; lamellipodium; lysosome
Source: RefSeq, a predicted model, not a curated record
AGCUGGCUUGGACCCUGGCGGGGCGGGCUGUGGGCCGAGCGGCGGAGCCCAGGCGCCAGCCCGUGGCCGAGAAGAAAGGUGGCGGUGGCGGCGGCGGCGCAGCGGACGGGACGGGGCGGCGGCUCCUCGCCCUGACCCUCUGCUCCCCCGCCCAGGCCCGGGCGCGAAUCGGAGGCUGCGGCGAAGGAAGGAGUGAGCAUGGCUGAGACCCCGCCGCCGCCCACCGCUGGUGCCGAAAGUUGCAGCGAGGAGCCGGCGAGGGGCGGGGAGUGGCGGCCGGAGGAGCCGCGCCGCGCUCCCGCCGGGGGCACGGACCGAGAGGGCGAGGCGGGGCCGCCGCCGGCCUCCCCCGCCGGGCAGUCGGAGCCCGACUCGCCGGUGGCCGCCCCCUUCUUCCUGCUGUACCCCGGCGAUGGAGGCGCCGGCUUCGGAGUGCGCCCGCCGCCGCAGCAGCAGCGCUCCUGGAGGACCCCGCCGUCCCCCGGCUCACCGCUGCCCUUCCUGCUGCUGAGCUACCCGAGCGGCGGCGGCGGCAGCAGCGGCAGCGGCAAGCACCGAAAUUUCAUGAAGAGACUUUGCGUGUGUGUGUGUGUGUUUGUGUGUGUGUGUUUUAAAUGUCUUUUUAUUUUCUCUGAAUAAAAUUUAACAUCCGGGGAUGAGGAAGAGUUAGGAUAGAGUGCUGAAGUUGCAGAGUGUAGAAGGAACAUGGACUUUGGAGGUAUCUAGACAGAAGUAGCUUGGAGUAACAGAUCUGCUACUCGCUAAUUGUGUGAUUCUGGGCCAGUUACGUGGCUGAACUUUGGUUUCAUUGUGUAUAAAGAGAAGGUAUCAAUCUCUGUUUUGCAGUGCUUUUGUGAAGACUUGACAUGGUAUUUUUUUUUUUUUUUUUUUUUUUUUUUGAGACAGAGUCUUACACUGUUGCCCAGGCUGGAGUGCAGUGGCGCGAUCUUGGCUUACUGCAACCUCCGCCUCCCGGGUUCACGCCAUUCUCCUGCCUCAGCCUCCUGAGUAGCUGGGAUUACAGGCACCCACCACCAUGCCCAGCUAAUUUUUUUGUAUUUUUAGUAGAGACGGGGUUUCACCGUGUUAGCCAGGAUGGUCUCAAUCUCCUGACCUCGUGAUCUACCUGCCUCGGCCUCCCAAAGUGCUGGGAUUACAGGCGUGAGCCACCGCACCCAGCCCUUUACAUGGCAUUUGUAAAGCACCUAACAGAAAAUAGAAAUUUAAUAAAUGAUAGCUAUUUUAGGUAAUUUUUCCACAAUAUAUAACAGAGACAUUGAGCCUGUCAAGUUAACCUUUGUCUUAUAGUAGCAGCCGAGUACAAAUAUCCUUUAAGAGGAAUGUAACUUCUGACUUUGAAGUGUGACUCUUAUUUGCUUUGAAUCCAUCAUAAUGUGGAAAAUACAGACUGUUUAAGCAGCUAGAACGUAGUAUUUUUUGGAUCUUCAUUUUGGAUUUGAACUUCACACAGGCCUAUUCUUUUAGGGCCACAGACUGAACUCCCACCCGCCUCACAACCAUCUUACAAAUAGGUGCCAUUACUCACAAAUGGGAUCAAAUGAGAAAAUAGUUCAAUACAGCUCAUACAGUAAUUACUCUGUAUGUGAGAAAAAAAAUCAAGGUUUGAAUAUCUUACUGAUGGCUUAACUUUAACUUCAUAUUCAAAGCUAAGAUGUUUACUUAGUAAAGACCAAAAUGUAAAAACGGUACUAAGCAAUAUCUAAAAUCUUUUUUUUUUUUCUUUGAGACGGAGUUUCACAGGCUGGAGUGCAGUGGUGCAAUCUCACCUCACUGCAACCCCCGCCUCCCAGGUUCAAGCGAUUCUCCUGCCUCAGCCUCCAGAGUAGCAGAUUACAGGCAUGUGCCACCACGCCCAGCUAAUUUUGUAUUUUUAGUAAAGAUGGCGUUUCUCCAUGUUGGUCAGGCUGGUCUUGAACUCCCGACUUCAGGUGACCCGCCUGCCUCAGCCUCCCACAGUACUGGGAUGACAGGCAUGAGCCACCGUGCCCGGCCGUAGAAUUGUUUUUAUAAGUUUCUACAAAUAGCACUGUUUUCAUAGUAACUUCUUUGCCUGUGAACAAUGGAUAACUGUUCGUGCUGAAGACUCAAUGGUGUUUACCUAAAGAACAGCGUAGAAGUACAGUUUUUCUUGCCCACCCCCGGGUCUUAUUUCUGAAAUGGCUGCCAACACCUCAAACUGGUAGAUCUGGGAAAUUCAAGGAUACCAAUACAGGCAUGUUUUUCUUUCCUUGCCAAAAACUUUAGUUGUUUUGGGCUUGCCUCUCUGUGUCCUCUACCUGGAGAGAGGCAGGGUGGGAUGGAUCUUCCGAAGGAAUGUUAAUCAAGUUUCUUGCUCACUAACCUUGAUGUUCCUGUUGUGUUGGUAUGUUGCAAUCAAUCUAGAUCUGUUCAAGUUAGUAAAUGCUUACUGGGGUGAAGAGAUUGUUGUGGUUUGUGACAAGGCCAAAUUCAGGUUUUGGACCCCAGACAAUCACAUGGCAUUCGGAUUUAUUCAUGUAUUCCUUGUUCUGUUUUAAGAACAUAUCAGUGAUCUAGAGUUUUGAUAUCACACAUACAGAUAGCUAGGGCUGUUUGGAGUUGUGGUUCCAGGAAUGUCCCAUGUAAUUUGAAGGUUUUAAUGACUACUUACUAUGUUUUGAAGUAUUGCAUGAUAUAAAGUGAAUCUAUAAACUGUCCCCUUAUUAAUAUAUAAUAUGGGAAUAUUUUUGGCUAGAAAGGAAUUGAACUGAAUUAAAUGAGAAUGUGUUAAAUGAAGGCUUGUGUUCAGUAUUUGGAUAUGAAAAUUCUGUUUCCUGGAAAAGGUGUUUCUGUCUUACUGCUGCGUGCCUAGUGCCUGGAUCACUACCUGGCAUGUGGAGCACCUCUUAGUGAAUAUCUGUUGAAUGAAUGAAUGAAUGAAUGGCUCUGAGUCUAGAUGUAGGGUAAUGAUGAGAGAGAAUGAGAUAGAAAUAAAACCAGGAGUAUUUUGCUUUCCUUAGUAACUUACUGAUUUUCCCCAAUUAUAAAUAAGCCUAUAUAUAUGCCUUCUUACAUUGUACCAGUAUACCCUCCUUCUUUUUUUUAUUUUGAGACAGGGUAGAGUGCAGUGGUAUGAUCUCGGCUCACUGCAGCCUCUGCCUCCUGGCCUCACGUGAUUCUUCCACCUCAGUCUCCCAAGUAGCUAGGACCACAUGUGCGCGCAACCAUACCUUGCUAAUUUUUGUUUUUGUAGAGAUGGAGUUUUGCCAUGUUGCCCAGGCUGGUUUCAAACUCCUGAGCUCAAGCCAUUCACCUGCCUCAGCCUCCCAAAGUGCUGGGAUUACAGGCACAUGCCACCACAUCUGACUAAUUUUUGUAUUUUUAGUAGAGAUGAGGUUUCACCAUGUUGGCCAGGCUGGUCUCGAACUCCUGACCUCAGGUGAUUUGCCCGCCUUGGCCUCCCAAAGUGCUGGUAUUAUAGGCAUGAGCCACCGCGCCCAGCCAUCCGCCCUGUCUUCGUAACAAUAUGAAAAUGCCAGUUUCUCUACAGAAUUUGAUUAUUAGCAUUUUUUUCUUUCAGUUCAGUCUCAAAUUAUGAUGAAGCAUUUGAGAUUUUAACAAUAUUCAAGGAGAAUUUUUUUAGUUUUCAGAAAUUAGGUAAAUCAAGAUGUCCCUCUGAUAACAAUCCCUAGAAAGGAAUAGUCUCAGGUCAUAUUUCUUGAAUUUGUAUGUUCCUCCUUAAAAUUGGAACCCUUCAAUACAAAAACAAACAAACACUUUCUUUCAAUUGUCCAAAACAUUUUCAAAGAAAAUUCUUAUUCUUCUCUUUGUAAUUUAUGUAGUUCAUAAAGCAAGUACCUGCCCUUUUGCUACCAAGGUAUAAAUGCCUCAUUGGAUAAUAUAGGGCCGUGUGUGUGUGUGUGUGUGUGUGUGUGUGUGUGUGUGUGUGUGUGUAUUAAGAAAAUAUAAUUGUCUUCAGUAUCUUAUCGAAUGGGAGGAUUUUAAAAAUAUAACAUGGUUUAAUCUGCUUAGAAACAUAUUUCAUGCUUAAGGCUGGGCAUGGUGGCUCACGCCUGUAAUCCCAGCACUUUGGGAGGCUGAGGUGGGAGGAUCAUGAGGUCAGAAGUUCAAGACCAGCCUGGCCAAGAUGGUGAAACCCCGUCUCUACUAAAAAUACAAAAAUUAGCUGGGCGUGGUGGUGGGUGCCUGUAAUCCCAGCUACUCGGGAGGCUGAGGCAGAGAAUUGCUUGGACCUGGGAGCUGAGAUCACGCCACUGCACUCCAGCCUGGGCUACAGAGCAAGACUCUGUCUCAAAAAAGAAAAAAGAAAAAAAAAGAAACGUAUUUUAUGCUUAAUACAGAAACUUGAUAAAUACAACAAAAUCAAAAAGGGGGGAAAUUGCCAUUAAUUGGGAAAGAUUUUACUUUUUUAACUUGAAGUUUUUUUUUUGCAUUUCUGCCUAACCUAAAAGGUCAGGUUUUUGUACCUUGGAGAAGGAAAUUAUAAAUGCCCAAGAAUAAGAUAUUUAAAUUGAAAAUCUACUUUAGCUUUUCUUUUUAUCUUUUUGUUUUUUUUCCCUCUGAGAACCUCAAUUUUUUAUGCUUUAGCUUUUCUUAAAACAUAACAUUUAGCAUAGUAAAGAAUUUUAAUAGCUAUGUAGAUAAGAAUGAAAGAGGUGAAUUAUAUGCUUGUUAAAUUAAUCUAACUGCCUCUUUUACCAUCUUUACUAUAGAUUAUUAUCCGGUAUUAAUUGUCAUCCUUUUAUUCAGUCCUUGAUCCCAAAGUAAGAAGAAUUGAUGAGGAUAUGUGCAUUGUGUUAUGUCUGAUCACAGUUUGACUAGCACAGUCUGGAAGUGGGUUGUACAGGAUGAGAGAGAGAAGCCUAAUUGCUCUCCCAGCAUCAGCAGCAUCUAUAAAGCAUCCUGGGAAUUGCUUGCCCUACGUUCAGAGCAGCUGGUCACAUGAGCCUGAAUUUUCAGUUCAGUUCAUUAGUCAGCCAUUUUGGUCAACACCCUGCUUACUGCGCACGGCCAAUCCUAUGAGAACUCAGCAUCCCAGCUCAUCUGAGCAGAUCCUGGAAGUGAUUUCUGCAGCUCAGGAUUUUUUUUUUAAGCUACAUUGAAAAUAUAGGUUUAUUUUUUGUUCAGGUUUUUCUUUUAUAUUUUUUUUCUGCACAAAGGAGGAGGAUUUUUCACUUACUCAUAUCGAGGCCAGAUUUUUAAAGCCAGCUAAGGCAGCAUCAGCUGUGCGGGAUUUAAAGCCUAUAGCUCAGCUGAAAAAAAAGGUGGGGGGCAGGGAAGGGAAGAUAAAAGGAGAGGAAGCUGGGAGAAGACAAGCAUCAUCUUAUUUUGCUAUGUGGUAGGAACUGUCUAUAAGAUAGUGUAGAAUUGUUUAUCUUGAGCAGUUUGUUCUUAACCUAUAAGGUAUUUUUCCUUUUUUUUUUUUUUAAACCUCCCCCACCCUUUUCCUGAAAGCUUUGUUUCAGAGCUUUGUAUUGGGUUUUUUUGGUGAGGAGGUUGUAUUUAUUUUUUUGGUGUGUGUGUGUGAGUGUGUGUGUGUCUGUGUGUGUGUUGUGGUCCCAGCUGAGUCAUCAUGUCUGCUCUGACGCCUCCGACCGAUAUGCCAACCCCCACCACUGACAAGAUCACACAGGCUGCCAUGGAGACCAUCUACCUUUGCAAAUUCCGAGUGUCCAUGGAUGGAGAAUGGCUCUGCCUGCGAGAGCUGGAUGACAUCUCACUUACACCUGACCCAGAGCCUACCCAUGAAGACUCUUGGGAGGAUUUGACAGAUUUGGUGGAGCAAAUGCGCGAUGAUACAGAAGAUCCUAAUUAUCUCAUGGCUAAUGAACGCAUGAACCUCAUGAACAUGGCCAAGCUGAGUAUCAAGGGCUUGAUUGAAUCAGCUCUGAACCUGGGGAGGACUCUUGACUCUGACUAUGCACCUCUCCAGCAAUUCUUUGUGGUGAUGGAGCACUGUCUGAAACAUGGCUUGAAAGCUAAAAAAACUUUUCUCGGACAAAAUAAAUCCUUCUGGGGGCCUCUAGAACUGGUAGAAAAGCUUGUUCCAGAAGCCGCAGAGAUAACAGCAAGUGUUAAAGAUCUUCCAGGACUUAAGACACCAGUAGGUAGAGGAAGAGCCUGGCUUCGUUUGGCAUUAAUGCAAAAGAAACUUUCAGAAUAUAUGAAAGCUUUGAUCAAUAAGAAAGAACUUCUCAGUGAAUUCUACGAACCCAAUGCCCUCAUGAUGGAAGAAGAAGGAGCCAUAAUUGCUGGUCUGUUGGUGGGUCUGAAUGUCAUUGAUGCCAAUUUCUGUAUGAAAGGAGAAGACUUGGACUCUCAGGUUGGAGUUAUAGAUUUUUCAAUGUAUCUCAAGGACGGGAACAGCAGUAAAGGUACUGAAGGAGACGGUCAGAUUACUGCAAUUCUGGACCAGAAGAACUAUGUAGAAGAACUGAACAGACAUUUGAAUGCUACUGUAAACAACCUUCAGGCAAAAGUAGAUGCAUUAGAAAAAUCCAACACUAAACUGACAGAGGAGCUUGCAGUUGCAAACAACAGGAUCAUUACCUUACAAGAAGAAAUGGAACGAGUUAAAGAGGAAAGUUCCUACAUACUGGAAUCCAAUCGGAAGGGUCCCAAGCAAGACAGAACUGCAGAAGGGCAAGCACUAAGUGAAGCAAGAAAGCAUUUAAAAGAAGAGACACAAUUACGAUUGGAUGUUGAGAAAGAACUGGAGAUGCAGAUCAGCAUGAGGCAGGAGAUGGAAUUGGCUAUGAAGAUGCUGGAGAAGGAUGUCUGUGAGAAGCAGGAUGCCCUGGUAUCUCUUCGGCAGCAGCUGGAUGACCUCAGAGCUCUCAAGCAUGAACUUGCCUUUAAGCUGCAGAGUUCAGACUUAGGAGUAAAACAGAAAAGUGAACUAAACAGUCGCUUGGAAGAGAAGACUAAUCAGAUGGCUGCUACCAUUAAACAACUUGAACAAAGAUUGCGCCAGGCUGAGCGAAGCCGCCAAUCUGCUGAGUUGGACAACCGGCUCUUCAAACAGGACUUUGGAGACAAGAUCAACAGUCUGCAGCUGGAAGUCGAGGAGCUCACCAGGCAGCGGAACCAGCUUGAGUUAGAACUAAAACAGGAAAAAGAAAGAAGAUUACAAAACGACAGGAGCAUCCCAGGAAGGGGUUCCCAGAAGUCAGAAUCCAAGAUGGAUGGGAAGCACAAAAUGCAAGAGGAAAAUGUUAAACUAAAAAAGCCCCUGGAAGAAAGCCACAGGCUGCAACCCCACCCUAUGGAUGAACAGGAUCAGCUGCUGCUCUCUGAAAAGCCACAGUUGUGUCAGCUAUGCCAGGAAGACGGCAGCCUAACAAAGAAUGUGUGUAAGAACUGCAGCGGAACCUUCUGUGAUGCCUGUUCAACAAAUGAACUGCCUCUUCCUUCAAGUAUCAAGCUUGAGCGAGUUUGCAAUCCCUGUCACAAGCAUCUGAUGAAGCAAUAUUCUACCAGCCCAUCAUAAGACUGGAGGCCAAGACCUGGACCAAAACGUUUAUGCAGGCUCCUCUGUACCUGUGUUUUAGCUGUCAGGAUCUCAUAGAGCCCAGUUCUUAGAGUCAACUAAAGAGUUGAUAGGAAUUUACUAGGUCCAGGGAGAAAAGGCAGUGGUUGGGGUUACUGGAAAUUUUGCUCAUUUUCUCUAAUGACUGUAUGAAUAAAAGUGAACUUACUUGAGCCUUUCUCUUCUAAAUCUAAACAACCUGAUAUUGAAGGUUUGCUUUAUAGCAUAUCUUUGGAAAGGCAACUCAUUUUUAUGAUUAGUGAUACUGGGGUGGAUUUAAUAGGAGAGAGAAUCCAGGCAGAUAAGAAUAAAAAGGAAAAUGAUCAUCUCCUUCUAUAGCAUUUGCAGAUUCAAGGGGGAGAGGUAGAUGCUGAGAUCAAAAUGACAGUUGUUACUUAUUUUUCCAGGUGCUGUUAGUAUAAACAUUGUUUCCUCUUCACCCCUGCUAACUACCUCUUUAAAGUAUUUCUACCAAACUGUGAACCCAAUCUCAGGGAAAAGAAAUUAAAAAGUAAUAUAAAUUCUGCAUAUAUUAAAAACAAUAUUGUAAUAUGUUAUAAUUUCAGGACCAGAAUUUUCUGGUCUUUACCUACAAGGGUUUUCAUUAUCAAAAAAAAGAACAUUUGUUUUUCUACUUUAUGACUUCAAAGUAAAUAACUGCCCUUUUCAGAAUCUCCUUCCACAAAACAAGCCAACUCUUCCCCAUUCCCUCCAUCUUCCUUUCCAAGUCAUAAUGGAAAUUGUAAGGAGUUUUAAAAAUAGGGUUUGGCUUUUGCAAAUAGAAGAUAUUGAUUAAAGCAAAGUCAAAUAUAGAGUAAAAUAAGUUUAAUUUGUUUUCUUAAGACAGGGUCUUGCUCUGUUGCACAAGCUGGAGGGCAGUAGUGCAAUCACAGCUCACUGAAUCCCUGUUCUCCCGGGCCUCAAGCAAUCUUCCCACCUUAGCCUCCCAAGUAGCUGGGACUGGCUUUUUUUUUUUUUUUUUGGCCGGGGAGGGGGUCUCAUUGGUUGCUCAGCCUGGUCUCAAACUCCUGGGCUUAAGCAGUCCUCCCACCUUGACUUCCACAGUGCCGAGAUUACAGGCAUGAGCCACCACACCUGGCCAAGUUUAAUUUGUUCAUGGCUGAGAACAGUUAGCUCGGAAUACUUACAUUGUUUUUUGAAUAAGGAAUUCCUUAUUCUGAGUGAGUCACGAAUGAGAGCUGAUAGAUGCUUUCUUGAAAAGGGCAAUACAGUCAUCCCUUGGUAUCCAUGGGGGAUUGGUUCCAGGAACCCAACUUGAUAUCAGAAUCCAUGGGUGCUCAAGUCCCAUUAUAGAGAAUGGGUUAUAUGGUAUUUGCAUAUAACCUACAUACAUCCUCCUGUGUACUUUAAAUCAUCUGAAGAUGAUUACUUAUACCUAAUAAAAUACCUACACAUCACUUCAUUUGCAUGGAUUCAACAUAGUGCUUGGUGUUCAGUAAAUUCAAGUUUUGCUUUUUUGGAACUUUGUGGAAUUUUUCUUUUUCUGAAUAUUUUUGAUUGGCAGUUGGUUGAAGCCAUGGAUGCAGAACCCAUGGAUAUGGAGGGCUGACUGUACUUACUUACAUAUCUAUCUAUCUUUGAGUAACAAACUCUUUGGGGGAAAAGAGGGAAGUGUAUUGAGCAAGAGAAGGCAAAAAACAUUACAUAAUAUUUUGAUUCUGUUACGUGUGUCUAUAGAUUGUUUCAUUCUAAUCAAGACCUAAGAAGGUAUGAUUCUGUGACUGAUUUAGAAUUCUGGGGUGGAAAUAUCCUGGAACCAUGUUUUUUAAUAAAUUCUGUCUCUUGGAAAGAGUUAACAACAGCCUGGGAAAGAGUUGUUAUUCCAAAAGUCAGCCUGUUACUUGGUGAAGCUGAAGUUUAAGAGUUCUGGGGAAAAAUAAAAUCUAGUAAUUCCAGCCUA